Molecule: messenger RNA, 3833 nt
Organism: Penaeus indicus
Lineage: Eukaryota; Metazoa; Arthropoda; Malacostraca; Decapoda; Penaeidae
Product: golgin subfamily A member 5-like
Exons: 16
Coding region: 142-2373 (743 amino acids)
Biological process (GO): Golgi organization; retrograde transport, vesicle recycling within Golgi
Cellular component (GO): Golgi cisterna; Golgi membrane
Source: RefSeq, a predicted model, not a curated record
UAAUGUACUCAAGAUCUUUUGCCACGUAAUUGAGGAUAUUUUUGGAGAUAUCUUUAGUCUUUUUCCUCUGUAGCGUUUUGCAGGUGUAAUUUAGUGUAUUACUUCAGUGUGUUUCAUCCAGAUGCAUAGCAGAUCCACAAAAUGUCCUGGAUAACAGACCUAGCAGGGAAAGCAGAAACUCUCCUUAACAAGCUUGACACAGAAGCUGGGGCCGUUCUCAAGCAGGAGAGACGCAACUCAUCUGCGGGCAAAUCCUCGUAUAAGCAUGAUGCGGCCAAUGCUGUGCCUCCAGUGACUCAGUAUGAAAAGUCAAGUUUGCCAAGUUCCAGCAGUGUUCCCAGCAACCUAAGUACCUAUGGCAUAGGAGGCAGCCCUGUGACAGUGCCAGGUGCCAGCAUUCAGGGAAGUGGCACUUCCCUCACAUCAUCACCGAAAGGGACAGGAAAGAAGAGCAAUCCACGGAAGAAAGACGAGGCGUUGAUGGACUUCCUGAAUAGCCCCCUUCAACAAGAACAGCAGACAGCUCACCAACACACAGUCACCAUUUCCCAGGCAGAUCCAAUGAUAUCCUCCACAACCAUGACAACAUCAACCAUCAGCAGUCAUGGGCAUUCACGCCAAUCAUCUGUCUCGUCUGUUUCCUCCUUCAUGGCUUUGAGUGGAAGGGAGACGCCUGGUUCCGCUACCGUUGACAUUGAAACUGGCAGUUCCGGAUCAGGAAGUGGAUCUGUCAAUGCUGAUGCAUACAUAACAGUUGAAACUCCAUCUGAUGUCAACAUCUCAGCACCUCCAAGCACAGAUGGCAGUACAAGCAGUAAUGGUGUCAUGACUGGGUCAGUGGACAGUGAGACAAGUUUAUUACGCAAAGAGGUGGCAAGCCUCAAUCAAGAGAUGAGUCAAGUCUUAAAGAGAGCCAAGGAUGCCGAGAGAGAAACACAACAAUUAAGGACUCAAGUAUCUGGACUCUUGAGCCAACAGUCAUCAAGUGACCAAAUUAUGCGUGAGAUACAACAGAGGGAAAUGGAUUUGAUGGAGUCUAUUAAAGCUAAGGAUAGCCAACUGGCAGUACUUCGAGUUCGGUUACAGGAGGGAGAUCAUGACAUAAAGGCUAAAGAUACUUUGAUAACAGAACUGAAAGAUGAAAAUAAAAGGUUAUUGGAAGGUGCUAACGAAAGUAGUGGACUACACAACCAUGCGCUUCAGACUGUCCAGGAUCGCUUAGCAGAGGUUCAGGCACAGCUGGACAGAGAAAAACAGCUUCACAUGUCUUCACAAACUGAACUCACAAGGAGAAUAAACCAUCUUGAAGAGGAACAGCAGGAAUCAGCAUCAGCACUAACAGAAGCUCAACGCAAGCUUGAAGAUGAAAGAACUCGGGCUCAUCAACUUGUCAACCAGGUGAGUUCUUUGCGUGGCGAAUUGGCUGCAGCAAGGGAAGAACUGACAGAGUACAAAGCCAAAGCUGGCCGGAUCUUACAAAGCAAAGAGAAAUUGAUAGCCAGUCUGAAGGAGGACCGAGGUGGAGGCGGAAGUGAGUCAGCCGAGGAAUCACAACUCCAUGAAGCUGAGCUGCACCAAAUACGAUCUGAGCGAGAUCUGCUGCGGGAGGAACUGGAAGGAGCAGGUGUGAGGAUCAGGCAGUUAUUGACAGAGGUCAGUGACCUGGAAGCCUCUGCACAGGACCAGGCAGCAUCAGCCUUCCACAAUGCCUCAAAUCUAGAGGAAGCUUUAUCCGAUGAGAGAAAAAGGAGGACGGAAGUAGAGUCUGAAUUAAGACAUGUCCAGGAGGAAAUGCGUUGUGCUCAUGAAGAAUUAACAAGACAAAAAGUCAACUUAUCUUCAAGGCUUCAGGAAAGGGACACUGAAAUUGACCGGCUCAGGAAACAGGUCGCCCAUAAGCAGAGCUCAUCCAGCAGCCAGUCGGAAUUGGAACAACGAGUCCAUGCUUUAACGGAGUCCCUCAUCCACAAGCAGACAGCCAUUGAGACGCUAAGCACAGAGAAGCAUUCGCUUAUCAUCCAAAUGGAAAGACUCAAGCAACAGUACGAUGAAUCCCAGAGUAUGUUGAACAGAGAUCCUCCAACAUCUUAUCGUCAGGAUGAUGUGAGAAACCGUGUACCAAGUUUUCUUAUGGAAUCUCCCUUCGAUGGGGGUGUGGCUCGGCAAGUGAAACGGGCAUACACCACCUUGGACAAAUUCUCUGUGAGAUUGGGGAUAUUCCUGCGGCGUUAUCCUAUUGCCAGAGUCUUUGUGAUUUUGUACAUGUGCCUUCUGCAUGUCUGGGUCAUGAUUGUUCUGCUUACAUACACUCCAGAGGUCCAUGGGCCUGAUUACCAGCAUCCUAUUGGUACCAUGCCACACAUUCCUCAGUAGUAACCUUGGAAACGCAUACAUCAUACAGGUAGUACAUUUGCAAAAGUACACAUGGGCUGUAUUUAUUUUAUUUAUCAAUGAAUGAAUAUGUUAUAUUAGUUGAAAGUCCUUCUGUAUGAUAAAUUAUACAUCCCAAACCUGAUAGAUUGUAUGUGACAUUUGGAGUACCCGGUAUGUGAUAAAUAGGCAUUGACCAAUUUAUUUUUUUCAUGAGUUCAUUAUUUUUGUAUUUUUAUUAUAUAAUAUUUUCAGUUUGGAUGUAGAAAAUGCAAUGUGAUAAUAAUCAUCAAAAAAGUAACUGAAAUGGGUUACCAGAUAAGCUGAAUAGCUAAAUAUUAUACCAAUAAAUUGCCUGUUAUGUAAGCUGAUCAGUUAUUUUUCCUCUUUCUUUUUGUUUUACGGUUAGGCAUUAACUGAUCAUUUAUACUGUUAAAGAAUUUUAUUGAAAUGUAUAAACUUUUAACAUUUUCACAUAUGAUUUUAAGAAAUUAUUUGUUAAUGGCAGGUUUAUAAAUAUAUGAAUAGAAAAGAUUUUGUGAAAUAUAUAUAUUUUCGUGUUUUUUUAGUAUAGCUGGAAUAUUUACUUUUUUAAGGUUUUGGAUGUGGAUAUCCAUAAAAUUCAGCCAUGUAUGAUUUUAGGAAUGUGUAGCUGCAGACACAAGUAGUGUUGUAAACCUGAUAAUAGACUGUUGUUUUCUUAAUCUAGGGAUUCUCUGAAACAAUGCAUAUAUGAACCUCUUGUUGGUGCUUCUAUUGUUAUGAUUGGCAUAUCUUCUUUAUAGAGGAAAGUAGAUUUACAAUAUAUAAUGUUAAACUAUAACUGACAUGUAUAUUCAUAUGGCUGUGAUGUUUAGUUUUUUUAUAUAUAGACAGUUCCAAAAUAUGAGAUAUGGCACACAUGGUUGUAGUAUCACUUUGUUGGUUUUUGCCUGAUAUAAGUGUAGGUGGGUUGGUGGCAGGGAGAAUUGGAGCAGGGCAUGUAUGCAUGUAAUUCUGUUUCUUUAAAGGACUGAAAUCCACCCUUUUUGAGUAAUAAGAGAGAAUGGAACUCUUUUGCUAACUAGAGUGAAUGGUUUUCCAGUACUUGUCAAGGAGACCUACACACUUUUUUUUGUAAAUGCAUAACUGCAUUAUUUCAUCUUACUUAGGCAUUUUCACAUAGUUUUAGUAGGUGAAGGUGUGUGUGUGUGUGUGUAUGUGUACAUGCAUGCAUGGUUGUUUGUGUAUGUGUGCCUUUAUAUGUAAAUGUUCAUACAUUCAUUUGUAUGUAUGUACAUUUAUUGCAAUAUCAGAGGUACAUUAAUACUCCUUAAAUUGUGUAUUAUAUUUAGAAGCCAAAUUGUAAUCAUAUGCAUACUGUUUUUAAUAACAGGAAAUAUAGUUUUACCAAAAAUAUCUACAGUUUGGUAUGCUCAGUAACCUUGCUCUCUUCAAGGAUAUUAUAUAUAUAAGUGGCAUGA